Messenger RNA from Oryzias latipes (Japanese medaka), 2387 nucleotides. RefSeq names its product zinc finger Y-chromosomal protein. The record is from RefSeq and is a predicted model, not a curated record. NCBI's taxonomy places the organism in Eukaryota, Metazoa, Chordata, Actinopteri, Beloniformes, Adrianichthyidae.
GCCCAGCAGCCACUCAAACCGGAAGCGGAAGUAGAACGCAGGUUUCCGUUUGUGCCCGUUUUGUUCGACUGUGAGUUCGGGGGUCCUCCCGCUAACGUCACGGCCAACGGGGAGCGUGUGGGUCGACGUGAUGUGACUGGUCGACAGUCGUUUCUGAUGAUUGAUCUUCAGAAGAGCUUCGCGCGCUAACUUUGAGGACGUAUCAGCGCUCUCCGCCAAUCAGAACGGAGGGCACCCCACAGCACGUGACCAUCCGCAUGUGGUCGUCUGAGUCGACAUGGAGGCGGACGUAGCAGACAGAGUUCUAGUGGGCACGAGGCAGGAGGUGCGCUUCAGGGAAGUGGGCUGCCAAUGGGAGAGCCCGGCGGAGCAGCGGAGGGAGGCGGGCUGCCAGAGCGAGCCCACCCCCACCGCGGAAGCCGGCGUCCAGGUGGAGCUGCCGGGCCAGCCGGCCCGCUCAGGACAGGCAGACUUGUCUGCUCAGCUGCUCAGCUGCAACUCUGCCAACCGCAGCCUGGUGCUUCAACACAGCUCCACCAACCGGACCAGAACACGAACUGUCCGACCUGCUGUCAGGCUUUUAGCUGAACCCGUCCAGACCAAGCCCAGAGUCCGCAAGAGACUUUUGCCUCAGAGUUCUGAUCCAGCAGAGUCGAGUCAGCCGACCCAGCGCCGCCGUCGCAGAUCCACUGAGGUGCCGCAAGAAGAAGGGGACAUUGGUGAUCCCCUCUGGACUCCAUCUGAAGGAGGCGUUGACGCCGUGUCCUCACUUCCGCCGGACGCCCUGGAUGGAUCUCUGAAGCAGGAGCUGGACAGCACCGUGUGUGACGUCUGCGGCAAAGUGAUGAAGAACAAGUCCAGCCUGGCGCGGCACUCCUUCAUCCACACGGGGAAGAAGCCGUUCUCCUGCCACCUGUGUGAGCUGCGCUUCAACCGCCGCGACAACCUGCAGCACCACCUCAGCCGGCUACACCCCGACGGCGUGGCCAAGCUGGAGAAGCAGCGCGCCGCCACGCCCUGGCUCUGCGCCGUCUGCGGGAAAACCUUCAGCUGCAGGUCUCGGCUGCAAACCCACGAAGUCAUCCAUUCGGGCGUCAAGCCGCAUCGCUGCGACCUUUGCCCCAAAGCCUACAUGAGAACCAAUGACCUGGAGCACCACAAAAAGGUGGUCCACUCUGACAGCAGCAGGCCGCAGAGACCCAGUUCGCUGCUCUGCCACCUCUGUGGCAAGGAGUUCAAGUGCCGCUCACAGCUCGCCGUGCAUUUCCAGACGCACUCGGGCGAGCGGCCGCACCUCUGUGACAUCUGCGGCCGCAAGUUCAGCCGGCAGUACCAGUUGAGGCGCCACAAAGUCCUGGUCCACAGUGGCCUUGGGAACGGCGAGGAGAACGUACCGCCUGACGCGCCGUACACCUGCGGCGUCUGCGGGAAGCGUGUGACGACCGAGGCGCUCCUGCUGGCUCACACUCGCAUCCAUUCAGGUGACAAGCUGCACCGCUGCAGCGCCUGCCCCCGCAGCUUCCAGCGUGUGGCGUUCUUGAGGCAGCAUCACGCCCGCGUGCACCUGCGGGCUAGAGGCGGCGAGGUGCAGCCCGCUGCUCGCCGCAGGAGAAGCACGGCAGAGAGCGACGCCUUCCCCUGCCCCGUGUGCGGGAAAGUGUUCAGGUUCAGGUCCCUGCUGGCCAGCCACGCCCUGAUCCACAGCGACGUGCGGCCCUUCGACUGCGACCUUUGCAGCCGCAGCUUCCGCCGCCUCAGCCACCUGAAGCGCCACCGCGAGGUGGUCCACGACAACGGCGCACGCCUGCCCGAGAGUUUCAUCUGCCACAUCUGUGGCGUGGACAAGAAAUGCCGCUCGCAGCUCGCCAGACACGUCAUCAUUCACACAGGUGAGCGGCCCUUCACCUGCGACCUCUGCCCCGCACGCUUCAACCGCCGCGGCAACCUGCAGCAGCACAAAAGACGUAUGCACGGCAUAAGACAGCCCACUGCAGAGGAAGCCCCGCCCAUUCUAUUCGAUGAGGAACAGGAAGAGGCAGUUGACACUGCCGAGGUGGCGAGCGGCUUUGAGGACGCUCCCAACGCCGAGCUGCUAGACGCCACAUGAAGGUAGUUCUUCCCUAGAGACGGGAAUGUCACAGUCCAGACUGUUCAGAUGAGGACCUGAUCCACUCAUGCUCACAGUCGGGGAAAGGGGCGGGACUCUGAGCGUCUGCUGAGGUCCUACUUGGACAGGAAAUGCCGUGGGUCAUUAGUCCACGUUUGAAUGAAAACGCCACUCCAUCAGGGGUGACAUGCUAACCAGCAGUCCACCUGCUGAUUGACAGGUUUGAGCAAAAGGAGGGGCGAGGAAGAGUAGAGUCAAUAAAAAACUGCAAUCAACCGGG